Closterium sp. Naga37s-1 is the source of this 2682-nucleotide messenger RNA. Lineage: Eukaryota; Viridiplantae; Streptophyta; Zygnematophyceae; Desmidiales; Closteriaceae. The record is from the annotation of a GenBank genome assembly.
AUGGAAAGGCCGGAAGGGGAAGCGAGAGAGGAGAUGAGAGAGGGAGUGAGCGAGGAGGGGAGGACGGGAGCGAAGGAGGGAGAGAGGGAGGAUGGGGAGGAGGAAUGGCAUCAAGCGACAAGACAACGACCGCGAUCAGGGAUGCAGCAACAACGCGGAGGGGGAGGAAGGAGGGGGGGAAGAGGAGGAAGGGGGGAGGGAGGAAGGGGAGGGAGAGGCGGAUGGGGGGAAAGAGGGAGGGGGGAAGGAGGAAGGGGGGGAAGAGGCGGAUGGGGGGAAAGAGGAAGGGGGGAAAGAGGGAGGGGGGAAGGAGGAAGAGGAUAUGGUGGGAGAGGAGGGGGGCAAUGGGGUUUGCAACAAGGGCAGCAGCCACGUCAGCAGCAGCGCGAGCAACAGCAGCAGCAGCAGCAGCAGCAGCAGCAGCAGCAGCAGCAGCAGCAGCAGCAGCAGCAGCAGCAGCAGCAGCAGCAGCAGCAGCAGCAGCAGACACAGCAACAACAGCCGCAGCAACAACAGCCGCAGCAACAACAGCAGCCACAUCAACAGCAGGCACAAGCACAGCAAGCAGCCCCUCCGUCUGCCUGGAAUCGCCACGUGUGGGGCCGACCUGCUGAGCAAGCAGUGCCAGCCGCGCAGCAACAGGCGACAGUCGCACAACAACAGGCGACAGCAGCGCCGCAGCAGGCGACAGCAGCAGCGCAGCAACAGGAAGCAACACAACCAGACGCAUCAGCGCAACAGAAACAGCAGCCACAGCAAGAAGCCCCUCCCUCUGCCUGGAAACGCAACGUGUGGGGUCGACCUGCUGAGCAAGCAGUGCCAGCCGCGCAGCAACAGGCGACAACAGCGCCGCAACAGGGGACAGUCGCAGAGCAACAAGCGACAGUCGCAGAGCAACAGGCGACAGUCGCAGGGCAGCAGGCGACAGCCACGCAGCAAGUGGCAGCACUAGGGAAGCAACCAUUACCAGCAACGCAGCAACAGGCGACAGCCACGCAGCAAGAUGCAGCAUCAGGGCAGCAGCAGGCGACAGCACAUGUUCUGCCAGAGGUAGCGGCAGCACAAGCACAGGCGGCGACGCACACAGAGGCCGAAGCGCAGGCACAACAGGCGGCGACGCACGCGCAGCAGACAGCAGCGCAACAGGCAGAAGCGCAAGCACAGGGAGAAGCACCACCACACGGAGAAGAACAAGCACAAGUACAAGCAGCUGAUGAAGUGCAAACAGAGCGCACGCCUCCCAAGCACACCCCUCCGAAGUCCUGGGCUGCUCUACUUGCCUCAAAACCGACACCACAGCAGCAACAGCAACAGCAGCAAGGGCAAUUGCAGCAGCAGCAGCAGCAGCAGCAGCAGCAGCAGCAGCAGCAGCAGCAGCAGCAGCAGCAGCAGCAGCAGCAGCAGCAGCAGCAGCAGCAGCAGCAGCAGCAGCAGCAGCAGCAGCUGCAGCAGCAGCAGCAGCAGCAGCAGCAGCAGCAGGAACAACAUCCCCUAGUGGGGCGAGCAGCACUGCCCAUUGCUCCCAGGGGGCUGGUCAACCGAGGCAACCUCUGCUUCCUCAACUCCACGCUUCAGGCCCUCGCUGGUUGCCCUGCGUUCGCUCAUCUUUUGAGGGACAUCUCAGCAUCCCUCGCACCAAACCUUCUGGCUCGCCACCCCGCUCUCAAGGCACUGGUGGACUUUUGGAAGGAGUUUGAGGUGCCCAUCAAGUCAUCAUCUACAGCUAAUGGUGAGGGGGGGGGGAUUAGAAAGGGGUCUAAAUCGGUGGCAGUGGGGCGAGCAGUGGUGCCGACUAUGUUUGAAGGGCUGCUGUCGCAAUUCAACCCGCAGCACCACAGAAACGGGGUGCACUUGAGGAAGCAUUCCGCAGCCGUGCAGCCCUUCUCCCUUUCAACCCUGUGUGCCCCUCGCCCCACCCCCGCUUCAGGCAGCAGCAAGCCAUCAGCCACGGUGCAGCCCUUCUCGCUGCUACAGCUGGACGUAGCAUCGGAUCGAAUCAGAUCCAUGGAGGAGGCACUCAAAGCCUUCCCUCCCCCCUUUCCAUCCUGGCAGCAAGCCAUCAGCCACGGUGCAGCCCUUCUCGCUGCUACAGCUGGACAUAGCAUCGGAUCACAUCAGAUCCGUGGAGGAGGCACUCAAAGCCUUCCUUCCCCUCUUUCCAUCCUCUUCCCCAUCUCCAUCCUGGUCCCCUUCUCCAUCCUGUUCUCCUGUCUCCCUCACCCUGCUGCAGGCAGCAAGCCAUCAGCCACGGUGCAGCCCUUCUCCCUGUUGCAGCUGGGCAUAGCAUCGCACCUUUGCCCAAGCAAACAAAUUCCUUUUCCCCCUCUUCUGCCUUCCCCCACUGCAGGCAGCAAGCCAUCAGCGACGGUGCAGCCCUUCUCGCUGCUACAGCUGGACAUAGCAUCGGACCGAAUCAGAUCCGUGGAAGAGGCACUCAAAGCCUUUGCUGCACCGGAGGUGGUGGAGGGGUAUCGACCCAGCAAUGCCAAGCCCAACCAGACGGUCCUGGCAUCCAAGACGGUCAAAAUCUCCGCCCUGCCGCACGUGCUGGUGCUGCACCUCAUGCGAUUCUCCUUCAGCCACUCCACUGCCGGCAGCGUCAAGAUCCACAAGCCUGUCUCAUUUCCUCUCUCCCUCACUCUCUCAAGGGAUCUCCUCUUCUCCUCCUCCCCUUCUGUCGAG